AUGUUACGGAAAACAAAUAUAAUUGUCGAUGGAGCGGUGAGCCCAGCAUGUGUGGUGCGGGGCGGCCUGCUGCCCCGACUGUGGGCUGAGGGCCGGACUGUCAGCACGCUUCUCUACCACCACAACCACAGCGCAACCAUCUUCAACCACAUUAACUUCGUCCUCGUCUACACCAACGUCACCAAGGACGUUCUGAACAAGGCGAGUGACAGCGGGAAGCUGGAGAGGACACAGUGGCUGGUGCUUCUGGAGAAGGAGGAUCAGUUGGCUACCCUCCAUGACCACGUCAACGCCCUCGAUCUCUUCAUUGACUCAACUCUCCUCCUGGCUACCUUCAGGCCUUGCCAGGCUCAGUACUUACAGAGCGUGUACAGGGUGGGGCCCAAGAGCCGAGUCCUGGUGGAAGGAGGCGGGGAGUGGAGCCCCACAGAUGGCUACGUCGGCGUCGCAGCUGGUAACAAAUACGACAGACGCCGCAACUUCCAGGGCUAUCCGAUCGUCGGCGUCGGGGUCAAGGUAUUCGACCUGUACACCACCUACCUGCCCAACGGUCGCCUCUCAGGAUACAUUGGAGACAUCCUCAACGUUCUCAAGAUGGCUCACAACUUCUCGUUGAGCUACAGUAUCCUGAAGGGCUACGCCUACGGGAGUUUAGUGAAUGGGUCGAGCAACAAGUGGACGGGGAUGGUCGGGGAGCUGCAGCAGGGCCGAGCAGACCUCACCGUCUCAGAGCUCUCCAUAACAAAGGAGCGUAAUGAUGUCGUCACCUACACCCAACCCGUCUUUGUCGUUAGCCGCAGACUGUACGUGUCGACCCCACAGGACUUCAGGAAGAAGCUGCUGGCCUACGUAGACCCGAUGGACAAAGUUGUGUAUGUGUGUGUGUUCGUUGCUAUGUCCGUCAUGGCCUUGGGCCUGAAUUUCGUCGAGCGUCUUCGUCUGUAUUUCCUUCCAUCGGAAGAGGAGCCGGUGAGCCUGUCGGUGGCCGCGUGGAGCAUGGUGUCGGCCCUCCUGCAGCAAGGCUACGACCCAACACCAUCCAGCACAGCGGCACGCAUCAUCUUCUGGGUUGGGUUCGUGGUGUCGCUGAUCGUGUACACAGCGUACUCAGCCACGUUGAUGGCCCACCUGGCCGUCGAGAAGCCUGCUCCCCUUCCGUUCUCUAACCUCCGUCAGUUGUCACGCCAGACGCGCUGGGAUGCCGGCCCCAACAACAACGAUCUCUUCCAAGUUACAGCUUCACAAACAUGUGUGGGGUCGCAGACGGAGGAGUGCCGUGUGAUGCAGGACGUGUGGAACAAGGUGGUACUUCGCAGUCCUGGCAACAUCGUCAACUCCUACAACGAAGGACUUCAGAAGGUCCUCAAAGGUAAAUAUGUCUUCAUUGGCGUCGAUGUCAACACCAACUAUUACAUUCGGAACCUGCCGUCCAAAGACGCGUGUCGGGUCAAGGAGCUGCCUGGGCAGUACAUCACUGGAGGCAUCGCUAUCGGUCUCCAGAAGAGAUCUCCCUUCAGGGGCGUCUUCGACUACAGCCUGCAGAGGAUGAAGGAGAUAGGUGUGAUGAAACGCCUGGUGGCGACCUGGCUGAAGGUGGGGCGCUCCUGCAGCCUCCAGACCACCGUCAACGCCAGCCUCACAGACCUCGCCGCGGUCUUCAUCCUUCUGUUCAUGGGAAUAUCCGCCAGCCUACUGGUCCUUGGGGGAGAAAUCGUGGUUUCCCGGUCCAAGAAAAGGCAGCCAGCGCACGAUGACACAUGAAGAGGAAUAACCCUUAACCCCUCAGAGUCGACGCCAACAUUAAUACAAGUCGAAUUAAUAAUUAUAGUUCAGUACUACUGAAUAUACUUGUUAAUGUCCAACCUACUAGUCUGUCGUUGUUUGUUCGUGCCUAAAGGCCAUUUAUUGCAACAAAUAACUCUUAAUACACAUUUCAACAGACAAGGCUCCGUUUGUUUGGGCUAGGCUUAAGUUGUGUUUAAGCUGCGUUUGAAAUGCAUCUAGAGACUCUAGACUGUGCUUUAAAUAUUAUUGAACUUACUUAACAUUAGACAAAAUCAGAUUUGCCCUACUUAAAUGUGGUUGGAUGUUUAUUUGUGAAACACUAUAAACAUAUACUAAAUUCCAUGAUCAGAGUCAUCCCAACAAAAAAAAACUGGAUUUUUUUAAGAAUUGCAGAAUAUUUUCAGCUGAAAAUACUGAACACUAUGAGGCAUCUACACAUCGAUGUUUAAGCCAGCCAUUCGCAGUCACCAGCUCUCACAUCUGGUGACUCAAUGUUUACUUGUACUAAUCAUUCAGCCUUUACAAACAACUCUUAUUCGGACCACUGAAGGAAAUGAAUAGAGUCUGAACCCGUGCGAGGUCUGAACCCGUGCAAGGUCUGAAACCGUUCAAGACCUGAAAACGCACAAGACUUGAAGCGGUAAUUAACACGGAUCUACUCUCUAACAACUCAUGUUGCUGUGUUUUGUGACACAUCACAAACAGCUUCACAGAAAAGCUUCAUCCUGGGCAACACAACUGACUCUGUAAUAUUAGUACAUAAUAACAACACUACAUCAUUAACACCUUUCAACUGCUGUAACUAACGCUGGAAAGUUACAGUGAACUCCUUCUCUCAACUUUAUCAUUCCUUGCAACGUAUGUAUUUGAUAACUUAUAUUGAUUUGUGAUUUGCAAUCAAGACUUAAGUGUUGUACAAGUUUGUAAUGUGUUAAUAAAUGUAUACAUGGCAAAAUAUUUG
Procambarus clarkii (red swamp crayfish) is the source of this 2746-nucleotide messenger RNA. The record is from RefSeq and is a predicted model, not a curated record. NCBI's taxonomy places the organism in Eukaryota, Metazoa, Arthropoda, Malacostraca, Decapoda, Cambaridae.